Messenger RNA from Astyanax mexicanus (Mexican tetra), 4798 nucleotides. It is a transcript of the gene stard13b, whose product is annotated as StAR-related lipid transfer (START) domain containing 13b. The transcript is spliced from 18 exons. Gene Ontology annotation, molecular function: protein binding; lipid binding; GTPase activator activity. The record is from RefSeq and is a predicted model, not a curated record. The coding region runs from base 267 to 4784 and encodes 1505 amino acids. Gene Ontology annotation, biological process: regulation of Rho protein signal transduction; actin cytoskeleton organization; signal transduction. Lineage: Eukaryota; Metazoa; Chordata; Actinopteri; Characiformes; Acestrorhamphidae.
CUGUCUGUGAUGAUAGAGAGAGAGUGUGUGUGUUAGGGAGAGAGAGAGGUGAGGUGAGUGAGGAGGAAGCUGGAUUCUUCACCUGGACUCUUCAGCUCCUCAGGUUUGGACUCAGACUCUGAUCCAGGCUGGAGGUGAAUCUGUUCUUCCUGUUGGACGGACCAGCCUGUCCAGAUGUUUAAAUAUGAUAAAAACAGCAGGGUUUGGCUUCACACUAAGACUCUUCUGGACAUUCCUUGUGACUAGUGUUAAACUAUAGACCAGACAUGGAGGCUCUAUCCAUGGCAACUUUAGAGGGACAGCCAACCUCAGCCUCAGCAAUGCCAGUGUCCACCAAUAGGAAAUGUCCUGAGCAGGGGACAGUGACGGACACGGCUGAGGAUACAAGUGAGCCCAUAAGGAAUGUUUUAAUUGGGAAUGGUGAAACUUCAGCAUCCCAGAAGCAAGAAACUUUGAACCAUGCUGUGGAGAAUGAAGCUUCUGGUGAGAAACAUUUCUCGGACCAUAACCCCAGUGAUCCAGCACAUGCAAAAUAUCAAACUAUCGAGGCUAAAGUCGAUUCAACACCAAAUAUUUCCACUCAAACCAAGGAUUACAAACCCAAAAUGGGAGCUACUGGGAUUGAGAAGGUGUUUAAAAGUCUAGGAUCAUCUGUGAGAAGAGAAACUGGUCAUAAUGGUUGUUGUCAUGGAACAGACUUUGUAUGUCUGUUAAAAACAGACCAGUGUUGCAUCUCAGAUGAUCCUGCAGUAAAUGGGCGUGUUCCUGCAGUUAACUGUAGAAGUCCAUGUUUGGUUUGUUCUUCAGUAAUUCGCUCCCCAUCAGACUCUUCUUCAGUUCCAGUGAACUCCAGCCUGUCUGGUAGCUCCUCACUCGCCACUGUACCAAGUAAUGGAGCAGCAGAACUUCCUCGAAUCAUCAAACACAAGCCCAGUUCCAUCACUUUUGCAGAUUACACCUGCCUUUUAACUCCAAACCGGGACGUUCAGGAAAGUUCUGACUCGCUUGUUUCUUCUGAGGAGGAGGAGGAGGAGGAGGAGGAAGAGGAGGAGGAGGAGGAAGAUGAUAACGUCUUCACAGAGAUGUCUCAAUGCAGGGAGAUUUUCCCAAACUCUAGAAGAAGGAGGAGAGGAGGAAGGAGGAGAGGAACUGGUGAAGAAAACACAGCAAGGUUUAGGAUCACUGGAUAUGAAGCAGAAGAAGAAAGCAGCAGCAGAGAGGACUCUCCUCUGGUCCUGCUGUCCCCCUGGUCUGAGUCCAUGACCCAGCUGAUGAGAAGACUGGAUCAGCUUAACCUGGAUAUAGAGGAAGCUCUGAGCGCUGGCUCCUCCCCCUCAGACACGCCCUGCACCCCUCGCAGAAACACAGCCAAUCAAAAAGCUUUUCAGCAGAGCUCAGCAGUGUGGAGGACAGGAGGAAACAGUCUGGUCGGAGGAGCAGGAUGGAAGAAUCUCAGUGAUCUGCAGGGAAUCUUCUCCUCCUCUGUGAGCAGGACACACCUCAAAACCACAGAGAUGCCGGUGAAGAGGAAGCCUGGAGGAGCAGAGAUUGAGGCGAAGGAAGCGUGUGAUUGGCUACGGGCUGCAGGAUUCCCUCAGUACGCACAGCUUUUUGAAGAUUCUCAGUUUCCAAUAGACAUCUCUCCUGUAAAGAAAGAUCAUGACUUCCUGGAUAAAGAUCUGGUGGAGCCUCUGUGCCGGAGACUGAACACAUUAAAUAAGUGCGCUUCUAUGAAACUGGAUGUGAAUCUUCCCAAGAAGAAAAGCGAGGACUCCGAUGAGGACGACCUGUUUGCCAUUAGUGAUAAAUGGACGUUUGAGUGGACGAGCCGGCGCUGGUCCCGGCUGCGGGACAUCGACUGUCUCCUGGAGCGGGUGGAACGAGAGGGACAGCGGGAGGAUUCGGCCCUGCGGACGACGCCCAGCAGCGAGAGCAUCCUGACCGACCUGAGCGAACCCGAGGUCUCGUCUCUGCACAGUGAGAGCAGCGGCGGCGGACUCAGCGCCGAGGACUCAGACGGAUCUCAGCACACCAUGCCUGACCACACCCUACUGGGGGUGUCCCACCAGGCCCUGUCCCACCUCACCGGCGGCGUCUCACCACACCACACCUCCUCAGACCCCGCCCACAUGCAUGAGCACCUGUCUCCAGACCCGCCGCUCUACGGCUCGCUGCCCAACAACAAGCACAGCAAGCGCGGCCAAACGCGGGCCAAGGACUUCCUGCGGCGCAUGGAGAUGCUGCGGUCCAGUGGGACGCUGAGCCCGAGGGGACGCAGGACGUUAGUGAUCGGUGCUCCUGUUCUCCAGCAUGAACCUGAAACCGUAAAGACGCUUCGCUGCGUAGAAAUCAGCGUCAACGGUGACGUAGAUCCGCCGGAACCGCCCCCCGGCACGGGCCUGCAGUCCAGCAGCGAUGGCAGCAGCAGCCAGUCCAGCACCCCCAGCAUGAAGGACCGCAGAGCAGUCCGCAACGACCACAAGCGCAGCGGCAUGUACCUGGAGGACCUGGACGUCUUCUCCAGCAUGAUUCAGGGAAAACGGGUCGCAGAGCAGAACCGCCGCAACGAGUUCCGCUCCUACGAAGACCUGGUGGUUCAUAUCCCUAAAGACCACAAACCCGGGACCUUUCCCAAAGCCCUGUCCAUCGAGAGCCUGUCUCCCACCGCCGCACCAAUCAGCAGGCCUUCAGAGAUCCAGCGCCCGCCCACCGCCAAGGAGCCGCGGCCAAUCACCCAGUGCUGCUCGCGGGGAAGCCGGAUCAGCAUCUACGACAACGUCCCCGGCUCCCACCUCUACGCCAGCACCGGAGACCUGAUCGACCUGGAGAAGGAGGACCUGUUCCCUCACCUGGACGAUAUCCUGCAGCACGUCAACGGCCUGCAGCAGAUCGUUGAUCACUGGUCUCAGAACGUUCUGCCUGCAGGAGACAGAGCAGAGCGGGGACAGAGGGGACAGAGGGGACACAGGGAGGAGCCUGACGGAAACCUUCAGUCCUCCAGAAACAUCACGCUGGAUUUAGAAGGUCACUCUGUACUGGAGGGUCAGGCCACACCCAGCGACGGGGACGGGGACGGGGACAGGGACGCCGUGUCCCUGAACGAGACGGAAUCUACAGGGACGAGGGAGAGGAGGGACUCCGGGGUCGGGGCUUCACUCACCAGACCAAACCGUUUGCGAUGGCCUAGUUUUCAGAUCUCGAAUCGUCUCAGUCACUCGGUCGCCUCCCUGCAGAUCAGUAAUCAGUCAGCAGCUCAGCUCAGCCUCCUGCAGAAAUUCUCCCUCCUCAGACUGACGGCCGUCAUGGAGAAAUUCUCCCUCACCAACAAACACGGCUGGACCUGGUCGGUGCCGAAGUUCAUGAAGCGGAUGAAGGUUCCGGAUUAUAAGGAUAAGAACGUGUUCGGUGUUCCUCUGAUCGUUCACGUCCAGCGCUUCGGUCAGCCUCUACCUCUCGGCCUCCAGCAGGCCCUGCGCUACCUCAGGAGCCAAUGCCUGGACCAGGUGGGUUUGUUCCGUAAGUCGGGGGUGAAGUCUCGUAUUCAGGCUCUCAGGCAGAUGAACGAGAGUUCUCCGGAGGAUGUGAAUUAUGAGGAUCAGUCUGCGUACGACGUGGCCGACAUGGUGAAGCAGUUCUUCAGAGAUCUUCCUGAACCUCUCCUCACCAGCAAACUGGGAGAAACCUUCCUCCACAUUUACCAGUACGUUCCUAAAGACCAGCGGCUGCAGGCGGUUCAGGCGGCCAUCAUGCUGAUGUCUGACGAGAACAGGGAGGUCCUGCAGACGCUGCUCUGCUUCCUCAGUGAUGUCACUUCCUCUGUGCAGGAGAACCAGAUGACGCCCAUGAACAUCGCCGUGUGUCUCGCCCCGUCGCUCUUCCACCUCAACAUACUGAAGAAGGAUAACCUGUCCCCCAGAGCCAUGCAGAAGAAAUACGCUACCGGACGACCCGACCAAAAGGACCUGAAUGAGAACCUGGCCGCCACCCAGGGCCUGGCGCACAUGAUCACAGAGUGUAACCGGCUGUUCGAGAUUCCGGGUGAAAUGGUGACGCAGUCGAGGAACUCGUACGUGGAGGCGGAGCUUCAGGCGCCGACGCUGGAGGAGCUGUGUAAACAGCAGCAUCAGGAUCAGGAAGAGGAGGAGGAGGGGGUCUCGUGGCCUGUGAAUCUCCAGGACCGUCUGCAGGACCUGUUUAAAGAGGCCAGAGAUAAAGCCAAGGGCUGGGUGUCCUGCCAGAGCGCCGACAGCACCGAGCUCGCCUACAAGAAGGUGGGGGAUGGGAACCCGCUGCGGCGCUGGCGGGUGUCGGUGGAGGUGGAGGCUCCUCCCUCGGUUGUGCUGAACCGGGUGCUGAGAGAGCGCCACCUGUGGGACGUGGAUCUGCUGAAGUGGAAGGUGUGUGAAGCUCUGGAUAAACAGACUGAGAUCUUUCAGUACGUCCUGAACCGGAUGCCCCCCCACCCCAGCAGAGACUUCGUGGUGCUCAGGUCGUGGAGGACGGAUUUACCUCGGGGGGCGUGCGCUCUUGUGUCCGUCUCUAUUGAGCACGAGGACUGUGCACUACUGGGCGGAGUCAGGGGGGUCGUACUGGAGUCCAACUACCUGCUGGAGCCCUGCGGCUCCGGAAAGUCCCGCCUCACACACAUCUGUAGAGUGGACCUGAAGGGGAGGAGUCCUGAAUGGUACAACAAGGCGUUUGGUCACCUGUGCGCCGCUGAAGCCGCCCGGAUCCGGAACUCCUUCCAACCCAUCCACACCGAGGGUCCAGAAACCAAGAUCUGAACCUCCCUCCCACA